Silurus meridionalis is the source of this 2429-nucleotide messenger RNA. Its product is annotated as cytoplasmic phosphatidylinositol transfer protein 1-like. The transcript has 9 exons. NCBI's taxonomy places the organism in Eukaryota, Metazoa, Chordata, Actinopteri, Siluriformes, Siluridae. Gene Ontology annotation, cellular component: cytoplasm. Gene Ontology annotation, molecular function: phosphatidylinositol binding; phosphatidylinositol transfer activity. The coding region runs from base 626 to 1618 and encodes 330 amino acids. Gene Ontology annotation, biological process: phospholipid transport. The record is from RefSeq and is a predicted model, not a curated record.
GAGGUGGGUGUUUCCUGCAGUCCUCGUGGUCAUCACGCAGCGCGCGCGCUCUCACGCUGCAGUGGAAGUAGCGCGGAGUCGCUGAUUAGCAGCAGCAGCAGUAGCAGGAGCGCGCGCCGAGCUGAGCUCGUUUUUUUCCCGCUAGAACUUUCCCCCCUUCAUCCUGAUAAGGAAGACUGCAAGGAUGUGGUGCUGCGGUGUUUCCUCAAAACUCAAUUAAACCGCACCGAAACGUUUAAAGGAAACACGCUUCUUUCUCUUAUUUGGUGUACACACACACACACAAACACACACAGACACACGCAGGAAAACGAUGUGUGCGCGCUCUCGAGUCGGAAAAAAAGCGCUGCCUGUUUUUUUCAGCAUUGUGACAGAUGAGUAAAAACUAGCGACCGCCUUCUUCUGCUCCACGCAUCAACCAGAGGCAUCGAGACCACCUUAUCCUCUCAAACAUCUCCAAGAACGACUAGGUUCUCCGUAUUUCCUUUACUUUACUUUUCGGAAGGCGAGGAGGAACCUCGAGAAGAACCCGCUCAUCCCCGGCGCCUGCACGGGAUCUUUCUGAAGUGAUCUAUAUACAGUAUAUCUGUCCUCUUCCUCCAGUUAAGCCUCACAGACUGGAGACAUGUUGAUGAAAGAGUACAGGAUAUGUAUGCCCCUGACUGUGGAAGAGUACAGGAUCGGGCAGCUGUAUAUGAUCAGUAAACACAGCCACGAGCAGAGUGAGCGAGGAGAAGGAGUGGAGGUGGUGCAGAACGAGCCCUUCGAAGACCCGACACACGGCCACGGGCAGUUCACAGAGAAACGAGUCUACCUCAACAGCAAACUGCCCAGUUGGGCGAGAGCGGUGGUGCCCAGAAUCUUCUAUGUGACUGAGAAGGCAUGGAAUUAUUAUCCGUACACCAUCACAGAAUACACAUGUUCGUUUUUGCCAAAGUUCUCCAUCCACAUAGAAACCAAGUACGAAGACAACAAAGGAUCCAAUGACAACAUUUUUGAAAGUGAGCUGAAGGACCAGGAGCGAGAAGUGUGUUUCGUUGACAUUGCUUACGAUGAGAUUCCAGAGCGCUACUACAAGGAGUCAGAGGAUCUGCGCUAUUUCAAAUCGGAGAAGACAUCUCGCGGCAUGCUGCAGGAAGGCUGGCGGGACACGGAGACUCCCAUCAUGUGCUCCUACAAGCUGGUCACCGUAAAGUUCGAGGUGUGGGGCCUCCAGACACGCGUGGAGCAGUUCGUGCACAAGGUGGUGCGGGACGUGUUGUUACUGGGCCACAGACAGGCCUUUGCCUGGGUGGAUGAGUGGAUCGACAUGACAAUGGAUGAGGUGAGAGAGUACGAGCGUAGGAGCCAGGAGGCCACCAACCAGAAGAUCGGCAUGUUCCCUCCUUCCAUUUCCAUUGGCGAGAUGCCACUCUCGUCUCAGGCUCCCAGCGGCCCGGCCAGUGCUCCAUCCACCCCACUUUACACCGAUGCCCCAGAGUUCCUUUCCGUCCCCAAAGAGCGACCUCGAAAGAAAUCCGCCCCCGAAACGCUCACUCUGUCCGAACCUGGCCAGUCGGUGCCUGUUCCCGCCCCUAACCACGCCUCUCUCAGCCCAGCGUCCAAUGAGACGGAGUGAUUCUGUCUGUGCCACACCUCUUCGUGACUUCUUCCUUCAAUCAGGAUUUUGUAAACACGAUUCACUCACUCGGCUCCUUCCACUUGCUCCGUGUUGCAAAUUUCUAAAAGACUCCAGUUUCUGACCAUGUAUAUGGGCUUCCUCGUUUCAAGGUAGCCUCCGACUCAAACAGUUUAUAUUUUCUCAUAUUUAGAAACGUUAAAAUAUCUGCAUUCGGUUAUUGUGAUGCGUUUUUCUGUCACAAGUUUAAAAAAAAAGAUCAUAAAGGCUACUUAUGAAGGCUUGUUCUAAACAACUCGUUCUUUUUAUUUCUCAUUUUAUCAUGAGAUCAUUUAAUAUGAUUUAGCUGAUGACCCCCUGUGGCUUAAAUACUGUUGCCUUAGCAACGACAAAGCAGGUAUUAGCCCUGAUUAGGAUCAUGAAUGAACAUGAGGUGUCAUUCUGAACUUUUAGAGUUAUUUUCUUCCUGCUCCGUUGAAAAUGCCUUUCGGGGAAAAGAAACAGAGCGGUGCAUUUCUGCUUACACCAGUAGCAGAGCUGCAAAUUCCAGACAGGAAAAAAUGUAGAAAUCUGUAUGAAUCUCAUAUCAAUAUUUAUACUGUACAUUCAAAUAUUUUUCAAUGAUAUAAUGGACACUUUUUUUUUUUCUUCAAUGCCAAACUGCAUCUUAUAACAUUAAGGAAGAUAACCAAGAAGUCUGAGACCCCUGAAAAUCAUUUUCAACCCCAUUUUCACUUAAUUAAGUAACAACAACUUGAGUGUAGAAUCGAAAUUAAUAAAAAAAAAUGUUUUGCUCAUUUGUUUUAAGGAC